AUUUUUUGUUUAACGAACCAAAAAAAAUCAUGUUAAAUUGGGAAUAACAUGCAAGAUUUUGAUUAGUGUGUGGAGGAAGAACAUAAAAUGCAAGCUAUAAAGGAAAAAGCAUCCAAUGCAGCGGCUUCAGCCAAAUCUGGGUUGGAAAAGGUCAAAGCCACCGUCGAAGACAAGUUGGUGAAAACGAAAGGUAAUAAUAGUAAUGACGCUAAGCAGGAAGAAACGGUGAGCCAAAAGAAAGAGGUGAGGAUGGAGCAGGCGGAACUCGAUGAAGAAGAGGCACGCCUACACAAUGCUGUGACCAAGCAUAUGGGAGGAGACGGUGGAUUCACGGCUGCAGGUACUGAUCUUAACUCUCAAGGUGGGUGGAUUCCCAUCUAUCCAACCGCUGCACAUUACAAUGGAGGUCGCAGUUUUUCUCUCAAGUAGUAGUCUUCAUUAUGUAAUGUCAGUAUCUUGAUUUUGUGUCACCAUGGUACUUGAAUUGAUUUUGUGUUAAAUAUAUUUUCAACCACUUGUUGAGUUAAUUUAUGUAUUCUUUUUUUUUUCUUUUAAA
Molecule: messenger RNA, 556 nt
Organism: Gossypium arboreum
Lineage: Eukaryota; Viridiplantae; Streptophyta; Magnoliopsida; Malvales; Malvaceae
Product: 18 kDa seed maturation protein-like
Exons: 2
Coding region: 88-429 (113 amino acids)
Biological process (GO): embryo development ending in seed dormancy
Source: RefSeq, a predicted model, not a curated record